CCCAGCACACACACACACACAAUGCCCUGGCACCCCAGGGUCACCCCAGCAGCGCCCGGCUGGGCCUCCCCGGACUUCGCUUCCUGGCACCACCAUCGCUCCUCCUCUUCCUCCGCGUUCCCCCACCUUCGAGGCCCGGUCCCCGCUCCGUCCCACCCAGCAGCGCCCAAGGGACGGACCCUCUUCCCCUGGAGCGUUCGGGGACGGUGACCCUGAGGGCGAGGAGAUUGGCCUGCUUGUCACUGGGCAGCCGUGCCGUGCUGGCACCGAGGAUCGCCGGGCUGGCGGGGAGCCUGGCACACGGGCCCUGCCGUGGGGGAGAAGGGGGGAGCGUGGCUGCCCCGAGGACCCAGCGCGGUGCCGGCUGCGGUUUGCUGAGAGGAAGCUCCCUUCUCUGCUGAGCGGAAGCGGCCCCGUCCCAGCGUGGCCGUGCUGCACCCCGGAUGUGCUGCUCCGGCGCGGAGGCGGACGGGGCGUCCCCAGGUCCCCACGGCAGAGCCCAGCAGCAGAUCCUGCGUCCCCACAUCCUGAUGUUUACGUGUUCCCGGAUCCUUUUGUCCCUAACUCCCCGCACCCCAAUAUCUCCGUGUCCCCAGAUCCCUUUGUCCUCAAGUCCCCACAUCUCUGUGUCCUGGUGUCCCUACAUGCCCACAUCUGCAGGUCCCAGUCCCCGUGUUCCCAGAUCCCUUUGUCCCCAAACCCCCCCAUCUCUGUGUCCCCACAUGCCCACACCUGCAGGUCCAUGUCCCCAAGUCCCGGUGUCCUCAGAUCCCUUUGUCCCAACAUUCUGAAGUCCCAACAUCCUGAUGUUUCCAUUCUUCCCGGAUCCUUUUGUCCCCAAGUCUCUGUGUCCCCACAUCCCUAAAUCCCCACACCCCCCCCCCAUGUCCCUAGACCCCUUUGUCCCCCAGCCCCCCCCAUCUCUGUAUCCCGGCAUGCCCACACCCACAGAUCCAUGUCCCCAAGUCCCCAUAUCUUCAGAUCCCUCUGUCCCAACACCCCCGUCUCACCACAUCCGUGUCCCCAAUUCCCUUUGUCCCCACCCGGACCUUUGUCCUCCUCGGGCUGCUGCAGGCAAGGGGCUCACGGACCGGGGUUGGGGUGAGGCGCGGGGGAAACUGAGGCACGGCGUGAGGGUGGGGAUCGUCCCGGGGUUACGGCGGGGCCCGGGACCAUCAAGGAGCUCCGCGGGCGGGGUCGCUCCCGCCUCCCCCGGGGCGGAUAAAGGCGGCGGCGGAGCCAGGCCCGGGCGGCGGCAUGGCCGGGGGCCCGCUCCGCCUUCUGCUCUGCUGCGCCUCUGCCCUGCUCGCUGCAGGGACAGGACACGGUGUCAAUGUCAGCAGCACAGUGUCUCUAAGCAGCUCAGGGACAGCUGUGUCACCGUCUCCAUACAGCUCAGCCGCAGCCACCAGCUCGGGGACACACAACGUGUCUCCAUCGAGCUCUGACACGGGAACGGCCAAAACUCUGUCCAGCCCGGCCGCAGCUUUGUCUCCAUCUGGCAAAGCAAGCGCAGCGGCAUCUGUGACACCUCCUGACCCCACCACAACAGCAUCUCUGCCCAUGACACCGGGCUCACCAGCACCUACAUCUCCACACAACCCUGCCACGGCAUCAUCUCCCUCUGGGAUAUCAGGAUCAGCAGCACCUCCAACAUCACCAUCUGACAUGACCACGGCACUGUCUCCAUCAUGGACACCGGCCUCUGUAGCACCUCCAACAUCCCCAUCCAACAUGACCAUGGCAUCAUCUCCAUCGUGGACACCGGCCUCUGCAGCACCUCCAACAUCCCCAUCCAACAUGACCAUGGCAUCAUCUCCAUCGUGGACACCGGCCUCUGCAGCACCUCCAACAUCCCCGUCCGACAUGACCACGGCAUCAUCUCCAUCCCAGCCAGCCGUGCCCAGCUCCCCGGCCACGGAGCAUCCAUCCAGCUCGACAGCAGCACCCACCCCAUCCUCACCGGGGCUCCCGGGGUCCCUUCCUUCUCCCAGCUCGCCAGCACCCACAGUGAGCCCCGGUCCCAGCAGCACCGCGGCCGCCAGCUCCAGAACAACACUGGCCACCGGCACUGUGGCCGGCAGCUCAGGUGGGCGCCAGGCUGGGGGGGCACCGUGCAGGCAGGGACCCCCCAUACUUACCAGUGGCCGUGGGCACAGCAGCAGCCCUGGGUCCCCCCUAGACCCCCCACUCAGGGGCUGCACUCACAGGAUGGGGCAGGGGUGCUCCGGGGUGGGGGUCCCCACCUGCACCCAGAGCCCCCCUGUGCUGCCCCAUCUGCUUUGAGGGGGGAGUUUGGGAGCUCCCCCUUUUUCCCCCACCCUAUGCGUUGCGGGACCCCGGCCAGGGAAGGUGGGGGGGCCUCGGGCUCGUCCCCCAGGGGUCGGGGUGACAUGAGCGCUGGGUGCUGGGUCUGGGGGGAGCUGGA
Tyto alba (common barn owl) is the source of this 2428-nucleotide messenger RNA. Its product is annotated as leucine-rich repeat extensin-like protein 5. Lineage: Eukaryota; Metazoa; Chordata; Aves; Strigiformes; Tytonidae. Bases 1258 to 2286 code for a protein of 342 amino acids. The transcript has 2 exons. The record is from RefSeq and is a predicted model, not a curated record.